CGAACGCGCAUCAAAUUAGCAUCGAUGAAGUUUGUGCGAACAUGGCGGAUUUCCUUCCGACCAGGUCCGUGUUAAAAGUUUGUCUACCUGUCUGCCUGCUCAACAGCGGCGAGGUGGACCAGCUGCGAAAGUCCAAGGAGAUCGACAGAUGCCUCUCCCGGGAGAAAACGUACGUGAAGCGGCUGGUAAAGAUCUUGCUGUUAGGCGCUGGCGAGAGCGGCAAGUCGACUUUCCUCAAACAAAUGCGGAUCAUCCACGGGCAGGACUUCGACCAGCAAGCCCGGGAGGAGUUCAGAGGCACGAUUUACAGCAACGCUAUCAAAGGUAUACGUGUGUUGGUGGACGCACGGGAGAAACUGCACAUCCCGUGGGGCGACCCAGAUAACCAGAAGCAUGGGGACAUCCUUUUGGCGUUCAACACCCGUUCAGCAAUGAUGGCUAGCGGGCAGCUGGAGACAUCCAUCUUCCUGCGGUACCUGCCUGCUGUCAAAGCUCUGUGGGCCGACUCGGGUAUACAACAUGCCUACGAUCGUCGCAGGGAGUUCCAGCUGGGUGAGUCUGUGAAGUAUUUCUUGGAUAAUCUGGAUAAGCUUGGCGAGCCGGAUUAUCUGCCCACUCAACAGGACAUCCUGCUCGCCCGAAAACCCACCAAGGGCAUCCACGAGUAUGACUUUGAAAUCAAGAAUGUCCCCUUCAAGAUUGUGGACGUGGGCGGGCAGCGGUCCGAGAGGAGGCGCUGGUUUGAGUGUUUCGAUUCCGUCACCUCCAUCCUCUUCGUCGUCUCCUCCUCUGAAUACGAUCAGGUGCUGAUGGAGGACAGGCAAACCAAUCGACUGUGUGAAUCACUCAACAUCUUCGAGACCAUUGUCAACAACCGUGUCUUCAUCAACGUCUCCAUCAUACUUUUCCUCAACAAGACUGACCUGCUGGAGGAGAAGGUGAAGAGUGUUCCACUUAAGGACUACUUUCCUGACUACACCGGGCCGGAGCACAGCCUGCCAGACAUCCAGGCGUUCAUGGUGGAGUGCUUCCGCGGUAAGAGGCGUGACGCCACCCAGAAACCACUGUAUCACCACUUCACCACAGCCAUCAAUACGGAGAACAUCAGGCUGGUGUUCCGGGACGUCAAGGACACCAUCCUGCAUGACAACCUCAAACAACUCAUGCUCCAAUGACCCCUGUCCACCCGUGUAAGUAGAAGACCCGCAUGGGGACAAACCUCCACAUUGCUCCUGAAGAGGACUUGGGAGAGACCAGUCUCAGAAGAAUCCAGUAGAUGUCAGCAUUCUUCAGUUGUUUUUAAAUAAGUUUUUACUCUCCUAUUGAAGAGUUGGUCACCUUCAGGGUUUGGUAGGGGAAUGAGUCAGUAGAGCAGAUUCUGUGGUUUUCCAAAUAAAAAAAAAAAAAAAAAGUAAAAUGGCAAGCAUAGAGUUUGGAUGUGGGAUGACAUCUAAUCACUGCAGCUGCUGCUUUGUUCUGAGACCAUCUCCUCUGGCCUGAGCUCUGCGUUCCAGCACAAGACACAAGACUCCAGUUCCAGUGGCGGGCUGUGGAAACCUGCGAAACAUUUUUACAUUACGGGGCAUGUGUUCUCUUAACCAGAUACACAACUUUCUAAGCAACAAACAUCGGAAAUUUACGAUGGAGAAAUAAGUACAAUAUCGACCAUCAAAAUGUACCAAGAUUAUCUGUGCCAGAGUUGAUUUGCCAGUCUUUGUCCAAGCACUGAAUUCUUCUAGUCAGAAACCUAUUAUUUCAGCUGCACUCCUCAGUGCUGCUUUGUGAACAUUGUUUCUAAGCACCUCUCGCAUGUAGAGGGUUGCUAAAGUGACAGAGAAUGCUCAGUUGUCCUUUUUUUUGUUUAUCUUGUUUUUUCAACUCAUGGCAGCAUCAUUCUUCCAUUUUCCCAUCACAGUCAUCCAUUUUACCUGGUUCAAUAGCGGCAGAUUUAAAAGUGCUGGCACAAUAUGUUUUUUUGCCAGGACGAGGGCCAGCUCAUUGAUGGUGAACAAGUUAAGAACUGUCAAGAGAUUUGAUGUGGAAACCAUCACUGAAAAACUGAGAAUGAACCUACUGAAAUGCCUUUCCACGUAAUGUCUUUUAGUUAGUAAAUCAUAACCUGAAUCCUGUAUUUGUUCUCUGAGAAGAGAAGUCCUCAAAUCGAUGAGUAAGAUGUCCUUUGUUUUCAAUCCGUUGAAGGGUAAAAUUACCUGCGGUUGGCACAUUAGACCGGUCUGGCAACAGUCCACUGUUUUCUCAGGGUUGAGUGAAAACUGACAUUAAUACUGAUGUCAUUUUUGGUGAACUAGCUGAAUAAUCUAAUGUCUUUCUGGAUGGCAAAGCAGUGAGACUCAGUCAUGUCUUAUUACCGUUAGCUAGGUGGGGUUUGGUACUGUACCCUCCUGGCUUUGAACCCUGAUCAUAGGCCCAGAAACCACAGCAUUCUCAGUCUCUUUGUUUGUGUCUCUGAUUGGAUGCCACCCAUGUAAAGGGACAGUCCUUCCCCCUUUAUCUGAAUGAUGAAUGUCAGUUAGUAGAUGUACAAAGAUUUGCUCUAGAUAAUUUGAAUAUUCUGCAACCAACAUUGCUAUGGUGACCUGAAACCAGACGUUUCUGGGUUGGCACAGUUUAAUUUCCAUACACACUCAAGCUUGUGCUCUUUGGGAUUAUAAAAAAAAAAUACAAACAAAAAAGCUACUGGACAACUUCCAGACACUGUUUGAAUUAGUUUUUCUGCCAAAUCACCCCAUACUUUGUUGACACUGCUCACAUUGGCAGACUCCUGUCAGUUUAAGUUUGCUUCCAAUCCUGGCUUUGUACAUACUGUAAUCUGUUGCCAUGUAAAUAAUAUUUAGGUUUAUCUCCUUAUAUGUAAAUGGAUGUAGAAAUGGCCCUUUUCCACCAAAUGUGUUUUAAACCACUGCUUUUCCAAUGAAGAUUACUUUUCAUGUAGAUGUAUUUUUGUGUGACUUUUACGUGCCUCUUUGAAAUUCAUUCCUGUGUCAAGUCUCAUACCACUCCAACCCUCUCAAUAAACACUUUUCUAAUUAAA
Solea solea (common sole) is the source of this 3052-nucleotide messenger RNA. Its product is annotated as guanine nucleotide-binding protein subunit alpha-13-like. The transcript has 5 exons. Bases 42 to 1175 code for a protein of 377 amino acids. Gene Ontology annotation, cellular component: brush border membrane; heterotrimeric G-protein complex. Gene Ontology annotation, biological process: Rho protein signal transduction; adenylate cyclase-activating G protein-coupled receptor signaling pathway. NCBI's taxonomy places the organism in Eukaryota, Metazoa, Chordata, Actinopteri, Pleuronectiformes, Soleidae. The record is from RefSeq and is a predicted model, not a curated record. Gene Ontology annotation, molecular function: GTPase activity; G-protein beta/gamma-subunit complex binding; D5 dopamine receptor binding.